AUGGCCUCAGCUUCCACACCUCCGGUGAGCGUCGAGGCAUCGUCAACGAAAUCACCUUCCUCGAAGCCUCCCAGGCGCCCAAAGAGACCGAACUACAAUCAAAUUCAUCGCAAUCUUCUACCCAUCGAAGUCCAUCCACUCCCUGUUUUAAUCCCCCACAACCCGUUGUCAUUAGUUGCGAUUGCCCUCUCGUACCUCGUUCAGGUCCUUUCGCCCCCAAUUCGUCCAACAUACAAUGGCUACUUCUCUUCGGCAACGUCGUCUAUCCAUGUCACUGAUCCUGACACAAUUCGUAAGCUCUGGGAAAUGGGUUUCUUUGGAAGAGGCAGUCUCAGCCGAAGUGAGCCGAAUUGGGUAGAGAAUAGACAGAAGAAAGGUCGGACAGCGGAGGAGAACACGGCCUCUCGGAGGGAACAGAGGAGGUUGCAGAAACAAGAACGGGCACGGAAGGAGCAAGAAGAUAUUGAUCACAAGUUAUCAGAAGAGUCACAGCAAUACGGCACUACCACUGGUCAGCUGGACGUGAACCCUGCGUUGGAACCUGCGCAACCGUCAGAGCAGAACGGCGACGUCAAUGUCAAUAUAAGUCAUGCAUCCGACAAAUCCAAAUUGAGCCACCUGCCUGGGAAUGGUAGUGUAAACGGUCACAUUGACAGCUUUUUAACAGAAAAUGUCCUCAAAACAAAUGCUCAAAACAUCUCCGACAUUGGCAGUGUGUUAGAAUCAGCAAGUGGGACUGCGACACCUGACGUGGAAGAAGAGAAGGGAAACAGCUCAAUCAACGGAUUCGAGGAGUGGAAGAAGGCAAUCGAGGCCAAUGGCAUCCCGACGCCGCCGCCCACGUCGACUUGUUCAGAUACUAGUCAAGCCGAAGGUCGGCCAGUGAAAAGAUUACAAAGGACGAAGACAGUUCGGUUCUCUCCGACCAUCGAAGCCCGAGAAUUUGACCUAAGCUCUCCUGUGAUUUCACCCAUCAAAAAUCCCGGCACGUCUCUCCUCGAAGACGCAAAACCGGAAGACAAAAAGCCCGUUCCACAGCAAACCCAAGAACAUCUAAAUAUUUCACUUGAAGAGGCAUUUUUCCUCUCAUACGCCCUUGGAGUCCUCGAUAUCUACUGCGAUGACAGCAAUACUAUCCUUCCCCCUUCUUCUCUCCUGUCCCUCUUCCGACGACACUCAUAUCACCCUCCUCGAUCGCUCUCCGUUCCAGCGGAACCGGAUGACCCCUUUAUGAUUUCUUACGCAGUAUACCAUCACUACCGCUCCCUCGGCUGGGUUGUCCGGAGUGGUGUCAAAUUUUCGACCGACUAUCUCUUGUAUAACCGUGGGCCCGCAUUUUCACACGCCGAGUUUGCAAUUGUCAUCAUCCCUUCGUACACUGAUCCGUACUGGACGAGCUCUAGAGCGCCCGAACAGCAGAAAGCAAAUGAAGGCAAAACCAACAGAAGGAGUUGGUGGUGGUUACACGGGAUCAAUCGAGUUCAGGCACAGGUACACAAGCAGCUGGUACUCUGCUAUGUGGAGGUUCCACCCCCGUUGAGAGAUGCAGAGAAACGGAAAGAUGUCGAUAUAGGCAUGUUGUUCUCGAGGUACAAGAUUCGAGAUAUCAAUGUGAGGAGGUGGACACCGAACCGCAGUCGAGAUUGA
Fonsecaea nubica is the source of this 1647-nucleotide messenger RNA. RefSeq names its product tRNA-intron endonuclease. The record is from RefSeq and is a predicted model, not a curated record. Lineage: Eukaryota; Fungi; Ascomycota; Eurotiomycetes; Chaetothyriales; Herpotrichiellaceae. The transcript has a single exon. Gene Ontology annotation, molecular function: tRNA-intron lyase activity; nucleic acid binding. Gene Ontology annotation, cellular component: tRNA-intron endonuclease complex. Bases 1 to 1647 code for a protein of 548 amino acids. Gene Ontology annotation, biological process: tRNA splicing, via endonucleolytic cleavage and ligation; tRNA-type intron splice site recognition and cleavage.